AUAGAGCUUAAUUUUACACAUUUGCUGUAAAGAAAGUCUUAAAAUGGCACAAUAACCAUGGGAGACUGGAAUUUCCUUGGAGGCAUUCUGGAGGAGGUCCACAUUCACUCCACUAUUAUUGGCAAGAUUUGGCUAACCAUCCUCUUCGUGUUCCGAAUGCUUGUCCUUGGAGUGGCCACCGAGGACGUCUGGAAUGAUGAACAGUCAGAAUUUAUUUGCAACACUGAGCAACCUGGCUGUAGGAACGUGUGCUAUGAUGAGGCCUUUCCCAUCUCUCUCAUAAGAUACUGGGUCUUGCAAGUUAUCUUUGUGUCUUCUCCUUCUUUGGUGUAUAUGGGUCACGCCUUAUACAGACUAAGAGCCUUAGAGAAAGAGAGACAGAAGAAGAAAGCUCAGGUGAGAGUGGAACUUGAAAGCACUGAACUAGAAAUGACAGAAUAUCGGAAAAGGCUGGAGAGGGAACUCCGGCAGCUGGACCAAAGAAAGCUGAACAAAGCACCCCUGCGAGGUUCGUUGCUCUGCACUUACGUGAUACACAUUUUCACUAGGUCUGCAGUGGAAGUUGGUUUCAUGAUUGGGCAAUAUCUGCUUUACGGGUUUCGCCUGGAUCCUCUUUACAAAUGUCAAAGAGAUCCAUGUCCAAACGUAGUCGACUGCUUUGUAUCACGGCCAACAGAGAAGACAGUGUUCAUCCUAUUCAUGCAGUCAAUAGCGACCGUAUCAUUGCUUUUAAAUGUCUUAGAAAUUAUCCACCUCGGAUUCCGAAAAAUUAAAAUAGGUCUUUGUGGGCAGGAGGAAAACAAGGAUUACCGUGGCAAUUUCUACACAAACAAAUCCAAGAAAUACUCUGUGAUACCCCGCUCUUCUCUGGGUAUAUCUGCAACUCCCCCCAAAACUCUCCCUUCUGUACUUAGCGGUUAUGCCUUUUUAAUGGAAAAGCAAACCGACACUGCCAUCUACCCGGUCCUAAAUUCUGCUCCCAUGUUCCAGUCUAUUCAAAAUAACCACACAGAAAAUAGAGGCAAUUACACCCACCACAAUCAGGACAACAAACUGCCGAAGAAAAAGCCAGCUACAGAUGUUUUAGCUGGUCAGACUCAGAAUGCUAGCACAAACUGCACUGAAGGCUUGCUGGGCAGGCCUGGGACUGAAAGGAGGAAUUCCCAGAAAGAAGCUGAUCAGAAACACUUCCUUGCUGGUACUCAGAAUGCAGAUACCGCUUCAAGAAGCUUUGCUGAGAUGCUGUCGCAGCCCCCUCUGCAGCCUUUUCCCGUUGCCAGCCUGAGAAGACAGCACGGAAUCAUCUCCUCUUGGAACUGCUCCGCAGCGGCCGAAAGCGUCGGAUCCUCCACCAAUUCCCUCACAAAGAGCAGCAGCAGGAGACGGAGCAGCCUCAGCGUGAGCCAAGGCCAACUGCCCCCCAAAGCCGACACCAGGCACCCCAGCCGCCCCGACACCCCCGACUCGGCAGGGGAGGCCAGCACGGGCUCCAAGCAGAGCCAGGGCUGCGGCAGCCCCCAGCCACUGCCCUUAUCUGGGCGUCCAUCGCUGUCGAGCAGCGCGAGCAGCCGGCGGGCCCCCACCGACCUGCAGAUAUAG
Messenger RNA from Lagopus leucura (white-tailed ptarmigan), 1599 nucleotides. It is a transcript of the gene GJA9, whose product is annotated as gap junction protein alpha 9. The record is from RefSeq and is a predicted model, not a curated record. The transcript has 2 exons. Bases 58 to 1599 code for a protein of 513 amino acids. Gene Ontology annotation, cellular component: connexin complex. Gene Ontology annotation, biological process: cell communication. NCBI's taxonomy places the organism in Eukaryota, Metazoa, Chordata, Aves, Galliformes, Phasianidae.